Wasmannia auropunctata (little fire ant) is the source of this 2076-nucleotide messenger RNA. RefSeq names its product synapse-associated protein of 47 kDa (gene Sap47). The coding region runs from base 211 to 1569 and encodes 452 amino acids. The record is from RefSeq and is a predicted model, not a curated record. Gene Ontology annotation, cellular component: synapse; cytoplasm. NCBI's taxonomy places the organism in Eukaryota, Metazoa, Arthropoda, Insecta, Hymenoptera, Formicidae. The transcript is spliced from 9 exons.
UGGCUGCGCUGUCGCGAGGACGGACGAGGUAUUCUUGUAUCCGUCGUCACUCCGGUCCCGCGAGGGCUUCGGUGACAGUUGCGAUUUCCGUCGAGUGAAGCGAGAAACGUCGUCGUUCUCGAUCGAGCGGGGGAAGUGAGAAAGAAAACGUGAGAGAGAGAGAGAGAGAGAGAUAGUAGAUUUCAGCCGAUCGACGCCACACGUCGCAAGAUGUUCUCCGGCCUGACGAAUCAGGUGUCCAACUGGAUGGGCAAGAAGCCCGAGAACGGCGGCGAGGCGCCGUCCGACGUGCCCAAACCCACGUCCCCGGACGUCGAGACCAGCGCGGAUCUCGAGAAAAAGAACAAUACCAGUCCGAAAGGCAAUAAAUUGGAGAUGUUCGCCGGAGUAAAGAAUCAAAUGUCCGGCUGGUUGAGCGGCGGUAUACCCGGAUUAAGCCGCGGCACCGGGGCUGCCGAGGGUGAGGCCCCGCCACCAGCCGAGACGGAAGAGAGUCAGCCUGAGGAAAGCCAGCCUCCCGUCGGCGAGCAAGUCAAGGAUGACGAUGCUAGCAGUGCAACCGGCGGGGCGGACAGCGGUCCCGCGAGUUUAGAAGGCACCCCGACUGACGACAAGAAUGGACAGCAGGCUUUCGGCGCCGUUUCCACGAAGGCACUGGCUGGUGCGAAGAGUCUCGGCGGGUUCUUGUACAGCGCCGUGAACAAGGCCGGGAAGACCGUGGUGGAGGCCAGUGCGAAGAUCAAGAAGACCGUCGAAGAGAAUAGGCUGAUCGCUGAGCUCAACAAGGAGCAGGAGGCUUUCAUCGCCAGCAAGCAGACGGGCGAGAAGGUCGAGGCUGUUGCGCCGUGGGUCGGCGCGCCGAAUGAGGACGCGCUGCGUGAGGAGUGCCUGUCCCUCUCGACCGAUCGACGUAAUUUCGUGAGAGCACCACCACCAGGCGUAGAAUUCGCUUGGGAUUUUGAGGCCGUUCAGCCAAUGGCACAGGCCACCCUUGCCCUGGAUCCGAAUCUUGAAGCUAUGAGGUUCGAGCUUGUCCCGAAAGUUAUAUCCGAGGAGAACUUCUGGCGCAACUACUUCUAUCGGGUGUCCUUGCUGCGUCAGGGCUACGAGUUGAACGCGAUGGCCAGCCAACAGCAGGCGGAAAGCAACCCCAAUCAAACGCUCGCCAGCACCACCGAUAGCAUCGAUCAUACUCAAGUUCAAAUGACCACUGGCCAGACAACCACCACCGGCGUGACGACGGCGAGCAGUAACAGCGCGCUGGCCGAUUCGCCAGGCCACGAGUUCGUAUCCGAUACCAUGAGGGUCUCGGACACAGACCUCGAGGAGGUCCGAGAGGGGAUGAAAAAGCUGGGGAUGCAGCCGCCGAAAGAAGAAGAUUGGGAACGUGAAUUGGAGGCCGAGCUAAAGGAUUACGAGGUUGUAACCGGCAGCAAUAACGACGGCAGCGGCAGCCGGGAGAGGAGCGCCGUUUCGACAGCGACGAAAGACACCGCGGCGAGCGAUAACGACUGGGAGAAGCAGAUCGACGAGCUGCUCGCCAACGAGGACGACGAGGACCUCAAGUGAGCCGGGGAGAUCCUCCACGUGACCGGAUAAGAGGGUCCGCUCCACGUUGAGAUCCCGCGCGAACGAGCGAGAUCGGCGUGCUGACGCUUUUCGCAUUUGACUUUCUCUCUUGAUACGGAGAAGCUCGCGAAUUUUUUUUGUACAUUUGUUGGUCUCGUUGAUUUUUUUUUUUUCUUAAUCGGGUCCGUGCAAGAAAGGGGAGAAACGAAGGGGCGAAGCGACGGCGGCUCGACAAGGAAGAUCGCGAGCCGUCGAUCAAAAGCACUUUUACUUUCUACGAGAGAUCGAUUCGAGGAGAUGGAUCGAGGCUCACGUUGUCGCACGUGCACGCGCGCGCGCGUUAAUAUUACGAUAUCGUAAACGCUAUUUUUUAAGGAGAGCCUAUUUUAUACCUGUUUGAUCCAAAGACAGCUUGUUCUACAUUCGUGCUUUAACAUGUAUAAGAAAAAGGUCUCGAGUCAGGCGAAAGAGAAAGAGAGAGAGAGAGAGAGAGAGAGAGAGAGAGAG